AUGGAAGGACUCGAUGUGCUCAAGAUUUCUGAGGACAAGAAAAAGUACAUCUUCGAGUCAUUGAAUCCGAUCCUUGAAGAGUUGACGGAAGAAUGCAUGCACAAGAUGCCCAAGGAUGCUGUGCUAUUCAUGCUGGACUGGCUGAGGAAGAAGAAGGCAGAGGAGGAGGACAAGCAGCUCACUCCCGAGGAGAAGGAGCGCUUGACCAAGGAGAACGACGAGCUGGUGUUGAAGGUGAACAAGCUGAAGCACCAGGUCCAAGAGGUCACGAAGAUGGCCAGCAAGGUGGCCAUCGUGGAAGAGGAGGACAAGGAUAUUCGGGCGCCAGAUGCGCUGCCUUCCAACCCGAGGAGUGCGGCCCAGGUAAAGCUCGCGGCGGAAGUGCAGGCCAAGGAUGGCACGCGGUCAACAAGCUCUGACUCUUGGAAGAAGGUCGAAGGUCCGAACGGGCGAAAAAAGUUACGUGCCAAGGAGAAGCUUGCCGCAGAGCAAGCAGCAAGGCAGAAGGUGGAGCAGGAACUGGAGCAAGUCCGUGCCGACAAGGAGCGACUUGCUCAAGAGAAGGAGCAGGAAGCACAACUUCGCCAAGAGGCGGAGCUUGCUCACCGCCUGGUUUUGAGGGACUUGCAGCAGCUGAAGGAAGACCAGAUCAGGCUUCCGGCGGACAAAGAUGCGGAGAAGGCGAAGCUGGAGGAAGCCCUGAAGCAGACGGAGAACCCGGAUGGAAGCAGUGCACAUCCUGCAGCUAGCGCCCUCCUUGAGGAGAAUUUGGCGAGUCGCAGAUGA
Messenger RNA from Effrenium voratum, 786 nucleotides. The record is from the annotation of a GenBank genome assembly. NCBI's taxonomy places the organism in Eukaryota, Dinophyceae, Suessiales, Symbiodiniaceae.